This is a messenger RNA of Bombus terrestris (buff-tailed bumblebee), 7773 nucleotides long. RefSeq names its product protogenin. Gene Ontology annotation, cellular component: axon; plasma membrane. The transcript has 20 exons. The record is from RefSeq and is a predicted model, not a curated record. Lineage: Eukaryota; Metazoa; Arthropoda; Insecta; Hymenoptera; Apidae. Gene Ontology annotation, biological process: cell-cell adhesion; axon guidance. Bases 344 to 3895 code for a protein of 1183 amino acids. Gene Ontology annotation, molecular function: protein binding.
AUUAUAAACAAGGGUAGUAGCGAAUUAGAAGAUGGCAAGAAACGAAUGAAUCGCGUGCUAAUGCAAACGAAGCUAAUCGAGCAUAAUUCGCGACGACCGUGUAACUCUCGGUAUUGUCGACGUCCUCGAGUUUUCGGUGACGAUAUAUUGUCAAUCUUAACGAUAAUGUGAGAAGCUAGAGCGAAGCUGAAAGGGGGGUAAGAGUUCGGCGAACGGAACGGCCAAAAACUCUUGCAGGCGAUGUCAAACAUGCGGCGACGAAUUUCGCAGAAAAGUCUACCAAACCGACGGCGUAUUUCGGCCAAGAUUUGUCAGUGAAACUAGUGCCAAUGAGUGUGAAUAUAUGGCGGCGCGAGUACUUUUACUGAGCAUCUUGUUUACAGAAGUGCUAAAGCCCGCUUAUGCCGCAGGUGUCAAAGAAAUUGGAACUGGUCUAUAUAACAAAAACGUGUCAAAAUCAGAAAGUUUCAACAUUAGUCCAAUCAAAAGUUCUGGCAUAACAUUAGAAAUUCAACCUAGUGGUCAUGUGAUAUUAGGAAAAAAAGGAGUUACACUUACUUGUAUAACUGGACCAAAUCAAAAUAUUUCUUGGUUACACAAUGGAAUACCUGCACCACCAUGUGGUAUUGCACGUUGUACUAUUCUCAAGAAUGGUUCUCUUCACUUACAUAAGAUGGUGCAAAAGUUUAAAGAAAAAAACUCUACUACAGUUAACUUUAAAGAUUAUUACAAAGAUGAAUAUCGUUGUGUAACACGUACUAAUUUAGGGCUUCUAAGAUCAUCUCCUACAUUUAUUCACAUAGCAGAACUUGCCCAUGUAUUUAAAAAGUCACCAGAAAAUAUAACUGUACAAGAAGGUGAAAUUGCAAGAUUAUCUUGUUUAAUAGAUAGUGUUCCUUUUCCUCCUAAUAUCACAUGGCAGCAUAAUGAAAAAAUAUUGUUGCCCAAUCAGAGUAAUUUAAAUAGUAAGUAUAUAAUGGUACCACCAGGUGUUCUGUAUAUAAAAGCAACGAAGUUAUCAGAUGCUGGUUCAUAUAGAUGCAUAGUAAAUAAUGAAUUCCUAAAGAAAACCAAAAAAAGUAAGGAAGCAAAAUUAACUGUUAUUUCACGACCAGAGGGUAAUGGAUCACAUAUACCACCAUUGUUAUUUCCACAAAUUUCAUACAAUCAUUGGUUGUUAAAUGGAUCGAAUCUUAGUUUAGUAUGUGCUGCAUCUGGAUAUCCACCACCACUUAUGAUGUGGUCAUUUAUUCCUCGCUAUACUGGUAAUCAUAAUGUUGCACAACCUCGCAUUUUGCUUAAUUCUAGUAUUGGUAUUAAUAUAUUGUCACUAGUAAAUGUGAGUACAUCUGAUGCAGGAGUUUAUGUAUGUUCUGUAAAGAACUUUGUUACAAAUAAUGUGAAGAUUCAAAAUGUAACAGUGGAUAUAUUAAUACCACCAUCAUUUGUGAAGAUACCUACAAAUCAAGUAUGUCCAAAUGGGAGAACCGCAAGAUUUGAAUGUCAAGCACAAGGGUUACCUGUGCCUAAAAUAUAUUGGUUAAAAGAUUCAUUGAAUAUAACAAUUAAUGGACGUAGGACUAUAUAUACAAAAGAAUUUAAUAAGAUGGAACUUGCAAUAUCAGCAACAGUUCCAUCUGAUUCUGGUAUUUAUCAAUGUGUUGCUGUAAAUUCUGUGGGAGAAAUUUGGGCCGCAGGUCGGCUUCAAGUAAACACAUCUCGUAAUAGUCCUGCUGCACCUACCUCUUUGAAAUGUCGUGCUCUGUCACCCGUUAAAAUUUUUAUUUCCUGGGAACCACCAAAGUCUCUAUCACAUAGCAGUAUUACAGCUUAUACCGUCCAUUAUAGUCCCGUAGAAGGAGGCAAAGAAGAAGUUUCUCCACCUGAACCGGGUAAUUCUACGUCAGUAGAAGUGACGAAGCUUCUUGAACCAUAUACUAAUUAUUCCUUCUACAUACGAGUGUGGAACAAUUAUGGUCCUAGCGAUCAAUCAGCCACCAUUUUGUGUUCUACAGACCCAAGUGUUCCUAAAGGUGCACCAAAAGUAAACGCGAAUAUACUUAGUAGUACAAAGUUAAAUGUAUCAUGGGAGCCAUUACCUAAAAAGGAGUCUCGUGGUGUUGUGGUACAAUAUAAAUUACAGUUGAGACUGCAUGAACAUCCAUCUUCUCGGGUUCUUCACUUACCCGCUGACGUGGAUUCUUAUGUAUUUUCUGAUUUAAUACCUGGAGCACAAUACGACCUACGAGUACUAGCCAGAACAAAACAAGGUUGGCCUAACGUGAGCGAAUCGCAAUUAGAAUGGAUUACUGUAACUAUGCCACCAGCUGAAUCUAAUCAAUUUAUUAUCAAAAAUGUUGUGGAUGUACAAGUAUUAAUAAUAAAUGCUUCAAUUGUAAAGAUGAAAUGGAAAAUAAAUGUUAGGGAAAAUAACAUAAUUGAAACGGAAUUUGAUCUUUGGCAAAUUUAUUGUGAGAAUCAAAGUGGACAUAAAUUAGCAACUAUUUUUUUACCACAAAAUGUUACAGAAUAUGUAUUUACUAAUCUUGAUGUAAAUGUUUCUUAUACAAUGGGCUUAUGUAUGAUAAGUUCUGGUGAAACAACAGGCUGUUUAACAAAACAAAUACAUACUAUUCAACUUGAUACAAAUAAUGUACCAAUGGCCUUGGAAGCAAUUCCUGUUUCACCUACUUCCAUAAAUGUUACAUGGUCCUUAAAUGGUGUGCAUGAAGUGAACUCUUUUGAAUUAUGUUAUCAUGCAAUUCAUGUCGCAAAUUCAGACGGUCCUAAAUGUUUUAUAUUGAAUGAUACAAAAGCAAAUAUUGACAAACUCAGACCAUUUACGUUAUAUCAGUUUAAAGUAAGGGCCAUUCAAAAUAAUACAAACCAAAGCAAUUUUUAUAGCGAAUCUGUAGAAUGUUAUACGAAUGAAGAUAUCCCUGGCAAAGUAGAAGAAGUACAAUGGUUUUUAGUAAAUAAUACAAAAGUCCGAAUUGCAUGGAAGGAACCGAGUAAUAUAAAUGGUAUAAUACAGAACUAUUUCGUUAUAUAUACAAUGGACUUAACGGAUUCAGCCACAGCAUGGAGAAAUGUAACAGUACUUGGUAAUAAAACAUCGACAACUUUACCUGGUCUAACUCCAGGAAAACGGUAUUUUGUCAUGGUUCAAGCUAUGACAAAGGCCGGUUAUGGUAAACCGUCAGAUCCUAUAAUCAUUAUUACUGGCGGUUCAUCAAAGGUACCAAGUCCUCCAGAUGAACAAAAACCACCACAAAAUACAGAACUCGAUCAGAGUCUUGGUGUAAUUCUUGGUGUAAGCAUAAGUAUUGGAUUUAUUACAAUUUGCCUGUGCAGUAUAUAUUGUCGAAAAAAAUGUGAGAAUGCUCGUAUUUUGAGAGAAAGUGCGCAAUCUACAAAAGGUCGUGCUUCGGUACGAAAUGGAAAUAGAUGUUGCGCGGAUCAGUCUUCUACAUCAGUGAGUCAACAGAUGAAUACCAGAAUAACACCUAAUGAAAUUGAACUUGCUGUUCUUUGUCCCACAUCUCCAAUCACAACUAACCCACAUUUAGACACGAAAGGUGGCAAAUCUAAUGGAAUUCUUGAAUCUUGUGUAAAAGAGCCUUUAUUACCAUCAUGGGAAAUAAAUGGUGAACCGAAAGAUAUUCAUAUAACAAAAAAUUCUCAGUACAAAACAAUGGACAGUGUUGUCUUAAGUACACAAAAACAAGAACAAGAGCCAGAACAAGAUUUAGAUGGCACACAGCUUACGGUGGUCAAUUGUACUUUAGGCAGUAGCAAUAGCAGUUUAAAUAAUAAUUCUGGUUGUCCAGAUGGAGAUACGUCCUUACCAAAACCUAUAUGUAUAUCUGUUCCGGCGCUUGGACCAAAUGGAUGAAACCAUUAGGCAAUAUAUUUGCGUGUUCACAUUUUCUUCCUAUGCUUCCAUGCAACAGGUAGGAUGUAAAACUUUUCGUGCAACUUGAAUCAUUUGAUUGCAAGAUGAAUAUACACACAAAAGUACAUACAUACGUAUGUAUGAAUUACAAGAACAGAAUUCUCAAGGAAGUUAGAAGCAAUGCAAGUUACUAUAUUUUACAAGUUUAACAUGACAUAACUUGUGAAUAAAAAUACUAACGCAUACAUGAUUAAUGUAAAUAAUAAUGUUUUGAAAGUGCGUUGAAUCUGGACACUUCAACUAUUAUCUUGUAUAUAAUGUUUGAAAGCAAGUUAUUAUUGAUAACACAGUAUUUCUGCAUUAGCAGUUCGGCAAGGAAUCUAGUAAUUUUUAGAUUUCAUUUUGUAUGAAAUAAUACCGUGGCACAGAUAUAUCAUGCAAAUGAUACUUAAUAAUAUUCAUUAGGUAACUUGCUCAUAUGUAUAUUGACAUCUAUUAAAAAAAGAAAAGUAUGAAAAUGAAAAAUAAGCAAGUGGGAUGAUAUGAAAAUUCUUGAUGUGCACCUGGGUGUUUGUUAAUUAUGAGUAUGUUCAUAAAAUAUCAUAUUUCGAAUAAUAGUGAAAAAGUAAAUAAUGCAUUCCUUCACACUAGAAGACAAAAUUGUUAAAUAUCCAAAUUACGGGUAUGGCCUAAUUUAUUUCAUGAUAUAUAUUGCUUUUAUAGAGAGCAAUAGUACUGAUCAUUCCAAAAUCUUAUGUUUUCCAUUAACUAAAUCUAAAUUAGCAAGAGAUGAUUCUUAGGUUCUAAGAAAUUAAAAAGAAGUACUAUAUAAUCAGAUUUUAUGUAUUAAAAGUAUAGUCUAGGUUUUUCUUUUAUUACAAAUACUGUAAGUAUACAUAUAGCAUCGCAAAUCUUGGCAAAUAUUUAUUUUAUUGAAAAAUAAGACGUUGACAAACAUUUUUAAAAAAUGUAUCUGAAAUGUCCAUAUUAUAUAAUUUAGCAGAAUCUUUUUUAUACUGCAAGUUUGAUAACUGUAUUAUACACUAUUGAGACAUUUGAGAACAGGAAAAAAUAAUAAUGAAAUUUGUAAAAAUAGCAUUAAAAUUUUGUAAUAUAAAAAAAAUCUACAAAAAGAAUCGAAACAAUUUUAAAUCAUAAUAUUAAUUUAAUCACUAGAAAUGUAUAAUAUAAUAUAUGUAUUUUUUCCUGUUCAUAUGAUAAAAAUAAACCUUAUGUUGUACAAGAUAUUUAAAGUUAACUACAUCAUACAAAAGCAAAAAGUGAAAAAUGCGAAAGAAAAUUAUAAACAUAUUCCAGACUGGUGCAUGUUACCAUGACAGAAAAACCCAACACAGUACCUGAUAGAAUAAGCUAUAUCUUUUAGAGUGAGACGUAGAUAUGUCAUGUUAUUAUUGUACCUCCAUUAAUUGUUAUUUAUUACAUUUUACAUUCAGUACUAUUUUAAAUGAUCACAUUACACUGAAUUUAUGCAAUAAUAUAGUCACUACAAGCACAGUAUGAAAUCAUGUAAAAAUAGAAUUAAUUCAAUCUGCACAUGCUAGAGAUUUUACCAUAUAUUUAUUACACAGAGUUUUACAUCUUUGUACGAGAUAAUUUGUUAAACAUAUAAUUUAAAGUCAUUUUUGAAAAAAUUAUUCUGCCUUGUGUUGAAAUGAUGUUGCUAUUAAUAGAGAUUUUUUAUAUUGUAUAUUCUAUAACUAAACAUUUUUGAAUAUAACUCAUGAUUUACCUAUUUUUAUGAAAACUCAGUACUAGUGGAUUACUGAAAAAUUUCACAAGAUCUGAUUGCAGUUUUAUGAAAAUAAGUAACUUCAUUUAAACACUAUUUAUGAAAUUCGUUACAUAUUCUACGAUCACGAUUAUUAGAAUCUCAAUUAAAGAUAAACUAUCAUAGCUAUUUACUGACUUGACAGUUCUACAACAAAUUAUGUUUGUUAUGAAACAUAAACAUUUCACAGAUAGAAUGCCUGUUUUGUGAUUUUUAUUUAAAUGAUUUGUUUUCCAUUUGUUAUCAUAUUUAACACGACCUGUUACAUUUUAUGUUACUGACAUAUAGUGGUAUACUUUUAUAUUUGUUGAAGGUAUUUGUUACUCUUCUUAGAGUUAAAUAAGAAACAAGAAUUGAUAUAUAAUAGUAGGCAACUAGUAACUGAUCGCUCAUGAAUUCAUUUUUCUUUUUGCAUUAAAAUUCUUAAAAUAUUUUUAAAUAUUUUUUGCACUGUAUGUAUAUGUUAAUUAUUAAGCUUGUACAAUUUUCUAACAUUAAUGGAAUUUAAAAAAAAGAACAAAAAAAUAGUUGUAAAGAAAAAGGUAUUAUUUUUAAGGGAAGAAAAGAUAGAUCAAAAGCAUUAAUAAAGAAAAAGAGAUAUAAUAAUUAAUAUGGCGACAAAAUAUUCCGUGGCAAAUAUUACGCAUUUGUCAUUUUAAAAAAUGUUUUGAUUUUAUUGUAUACAAAUCUUAACUAAUGUUUGUAGAAUUAAAUUGUAUUUUGAUCAUUUUACUUUUUAGCAGCAUAAUGUACUGUAUUUGUUAAGCGCGAUAUUGUUUUGUCUGCUAUGAACGUAAUUUUAAUAUAAAAAAUCAUUUAUUUGCGUUAAUUUGUACCUUAUAUAAAAAGUUUUCAAUUUAUAAGACAACAUUCGUAAAUUUGAAAUGGAUUGAAACGUAUGGAGUUGAAUUGGUAUCAUAAUAUCUUUGAUUAAUUGAGUGAAUGUGAUAAGUUUCAAGCUUUGUAAAAAAAAAAAAAAAAAAGAGAAAGCAAAAAAUAGAGUCGCCGUGCUGUUAUCUGAGCGUUUUAUUUGCUUCAAAAGAUUGAUUACACAGUAUUGAAAUACAAAGCAAUAAACAUUGUUAUCUUUAGGCUACAAAUAGGAAACAGCAAGUAUUGUAAAUGUUAUAUUUAGAGUAUAACGAUUUAUAUGAAAGAAAAAUAUUAGAAUUGAGGCUAUUUUGAUUACAAUGUAAAAAAAAAGUAUUUGUUUAUCUUAUAAAUUAUUAUAUACAUUGAUUUAGAAAUAUCAUAAUCUAUUACUUUACUGCAUUACGCUAAGCAAUGUUUCGGAUAUGCAUAAGGUAUUAUUCAUACUACUUUUGUCAUUUAUGCAUCAAAUUUAAUUUUCUAUUAUAUCAUUCGAACUUGUACCUUUACUAAAUGAUAAGGAGCAUAGUACAUAUUAUUUCAUUUCACUUGCAAUAGUUCUUUCACAAAGUAACAAUCCAAUAGUAUUGGCCAUACACAGACAAAGUAUUAAUUAUGUUGUACGGCGACUCUAGUCAAGUAAAUAUACCUCCAUAAUUGCCACCCUAUACAAGGGGUAGGUAUGUUAUAUUACUUAAUUUUAACUUAAUCUCAGUACCUAUUACACAGCACUAUAAUUUAGAUUUACACGAUUUACCUCAAAAAAUUUAUUACAGUGAGUAGAUAUAGCCAAGACAUUAUAUUUUAUUUUAUAUAAGAUAUAUAUGAAAAAGCAAACCCGGUAAAAGAAAUUUGAUGUUUGUAUCAUUGCCGUUAAUUAUAGCACUUAUUCUAUAUCGAGAAAACUUUAUUAAUUUAUUUUUUCAUAAAUCCUUAUCAUUUUUUUACUGGAACAUACACGAUUAAUGUAUUGCUAUAAUUAUGCUGUUUUUUAGGGUGCAGUUACUUUGUAAAUAUUUUUAUCUACGAUUGUAUAUAUAUUAAAAAAUAUUAAAAGUAUAUAUUUUAAUAUAUUAUGUAUAAUGAACUACAUCAAAUUAUAAUCUUAUUGUUUAAAGUAUUAAAACGAUACACUAAAUAUUUAAUGAUAUUGUUGACCCUUCUGAUGCAGUAUCUUGUUGUAACCAAUGAUUGAAAUAAAAUUAAAACAGUGUAUCGA